This is a messenger RNA of Clarias gariepinus (North African catfish), 3660 nucleotides long. RefSeq names its product PWWP domain containing 2B (gene pwwp2b). The transcript is spliced from 3 exons. Gene Ontology annotation, cellular component: nucleoplasm; nucleus. NCBI's taxonomy places the organism in Eukaryota, Metazoa, Chordata, Actinopteri, Siluriformes, Clariidae. The record is from RefSeq and is a predicted model, not a curated record. The coding region runs from base 159 to 1976 and encodes 605 amino acids.
CACGGCUGUAAUUGCACCGGUGGGUUGAUGGCGUCAUUCCGUGGCCCUGUGUAGCCUCCUGUGCUCGCUAGCAGAAGGAGCGAGGAUCUGAGGCCGACGCGCGCGGCUCCGGCGCCCGGGAACGAGCAGCGCCAAGCCGGACUCUUCACCCAGGAAACAUGGAGGCCGCGGCCGAGGAGGAGCUGCGGGCCGGCUCCCGGAUUCCGGUCACCAUCGAGCAGAUAGUGAAUGACACCCUGGUAGUGACGCUCACCUACAAAGAAAGGAGUUACACCGGGAUUUUGCUCGACUGCAACAAAAAGACUGGGUUGUUCUGCCUACCGGAUGUUGUAGGAAAGUCAGAAGAGCCUCUAAUACCCAAACAAGAAUCAUCUGACAUAAUAAAUGAGGAGCCAUGCUCCAAGCCAGCCAUUCAGUCAGCCCAGAGACCAAAGGACGAGAACACGGAGCCUGAUAAACCAUCUCCUGUUCCCUUACCCAUCCCAGUACAGCCAGGCCAGCCUACCUACCCACCCUACUUUGAGGGUGCACCUUUUCCCCAGCCUGUGUGGGUACGUCACACAUACAGUCAAUGGGUUCCUCAACCUCCACCCCGACCAAUCAAAAGAAAGAAGAGACGAUCUCGAGAGCCUGGCCGCAUGACCAUGAGCACCAUUAGACUGCGUCCUAGACAGGUGCUAUGUGAAAAGUGCAAGAACACGGUCACCAGCGAUGAGGACAGUAAAGAUGGCUCAGCUUUGUCCAAGCCUUCCAGGAAGGAGAAUGCGCCACAAGGGGAGGAGCAUGCCAAGGAUGCCACACCUAAAGGAUUCAGGAAGGAAGAUGGCGAUGGCUCAAGGGAAUCCAAGAGGCGAGACGAAACUCCAUGCUAUGAAAGCAAGCGUUGUCGAAAAGAGAGGAAGGAAGAUGAAAAGUUUCCAGGAGGUGAUGUAGUCCCACACAGUCCUGUGAUAAAGAUCUCCUAUAGCACUCCACAAGGGAAAGGGGAGGUAAUGAAAAUCCCAUCUAGAGUUCAUGGUUCUGUGAAACCUUUCUGUCCCAAGCAGCUGAUGCAAAAUGGGCUUGGGGAGCACGACAACAGCCGCGAACCCAGAAAAGAGACGCGAUCUGCUGUCGAUUCCAUUCGAACUGGUCUUACUGUAUCUAUCCCCAAACUUAAACUCCCAAAGCUGACUGAUCAGGACAUCCCGUCGCCUAAAAUCCGCUUAAAGACUCGUGGGGAUGGUGUGGAGCGUGUGUCUGUGUAUGAGGCAGAACUGGUCGGAGAGGCAAGGCGCAGGAGUCCCAGAAUCCCUGGUUCAGGAUUGACUCGAGCCGAGGACUCGGGGGACAAAAAUUCCCUGGAACUCUGGUCAAGUGAGGAAACUGAGCGGCACGGUGAUCUCACACUCCUAAUCAACUUUGGGAAGCGCAAAGCGGACUCGUCCAGCCUUUCAGUGUGUAGCAGUGACAGCCUAGACGAGUCCAAGUCAUUCAGCUCAGACGGCACGUCACCAGAGUUGUGUGAGCUGGCGCCUGGCGAUCAUGUUAUUGGUGUAUCGUCCUCGGUGUCAACAACAUCAUCAGGUUCACGGGCCGAAGGUAGGACAGUGCCACCACUGACUGUGAGGUUACACACACGCAGCAUGAGUAAGUGCUUAACGGAGGAGGGCCACGCUGUAACUGUUGGUGAUGUAGUGUGGGGAAAGAUACAUGGCUUCCCCUGGUGGCCAGCCAGAAUCUUGAGCAUUAGCGGCACUCGGCGAGAGGAGGAUGAGGCAGAUGCACCAUGGCCUGAAGCCAAAGUGGCCUGGUUCGGCUCACCGACCACCUCACAGCUUUCUGUGGCUAAACUUUCACCCUUCCGUGAAUUCUUCCGGCUGCGCUUCAACCGCAAGAAAAAGGGCAUGUACCGGCGCGCCAUCAUUGAGGCGGCUAAAGCGGUGGGUCACAUGAGCUCUGAGAUCACCUCCCUGCUGUCACACUGCGAAACAUAGGAUUAAAAAAGGGGAAGGCUGGACUCUGGCUGGAUUCAGGACCCUGUGCUCCCCUUAUGUCAUUCCCAACUUGGACGGAGUGCAUUUGCUACAGAUCUCGUGAGUGAAGGUGCUUUUAUUUUUUCACCUGCCUGGAAGGAGAAAUCAGCAAACACGCAAUGCAGUUGUUGAGGGCUUGAGGGUGCAAGCAGGCAGGAACAUCUGGUAAACACAAGAGAAGAACUCUUCCUCUCCACCUGUUUUUCUACCCUAUUGAUUUCUUCAGGACUUCUGUUUUAGUCUAAUAAGUAGCUCAACACUAAAUCUGAAUGUAUUUAUUGCCAGUGACGCACAGGCAACCUGGCUCAUACGAUCAAUCCCACCACUGCUGUUUUCUGUCGGUGAAGAGCUCCUGUCUGUCAACUGAGCUACAAUAACUAAUGAAUCCAUCAUGGAGACCGUCAGCCAGCCUGCUCUAGUGACGUUCACCAAGUCCACUUUAGCAGGAAAAUUCGGACCUCCACACGACGCUAAAUAACCUGGCUUUCUUUGAGGUCUCUUUCCUUUUAUUUUCAAAACUGAAAAUGUGAAACACUUUUUUUGUUCUUUUUUUUUUUUUGUAUCCUCUGCAUCUAGAGAUCAUUGUGUAGGUCUUAAAACAUGCAGUAUGUCGUCAUUGAUGAUGGGUAUAUUUUCCCCAGAGGGCCGAAUUUCUUCAACCGGCUUGUUCUUUUUUUUCUCAUUUAUUUUUCAUUUUUAUUAUGAUGUUAUGUUGCUCUUGGUCUGAAGGCCUUGAGAACUGUGUCAUGGCUUGUUUGAGAAUCACAGAGUUUCAUAUGUACUUGCUUUAAUUAUUUAAUGUGUCAUGUAAAGAAAAGCACUUUAUCUGUACCUUCAGUGGCCUGCUGGACACUCGUACAAUGAACACUAAAGUAGAGUUUUACGGCUGUGAACGGCAGACAAGCUCUGAUCAGCCCUCUGGUUCAAACAAUCACACCUGGCGCCUGGAAAGUGACUUCUUUUCUAUCAGGUUUGGACAUGGAUGGGAAAACAAGACGCUUUCAGGAACUAGUUGUGUACACUGUAUUAUUGCGGUUAGUCUGUUUUGUCAACCUGCAUUUGUUUUCCUUCGCACCACCGUCUCCCUACAAAUGAAAUUUUCCACUGGAGAAAUGGACAGAAGUGUAUACUCCUAUGCAUCACAUCUUUAUUAAAGCUUUAAAAAAGAAAAAAAAACGUAAACCUGCUGUUAUGGUACUAUGAAUUCCAUACCCACGUCCUCUGAGCACCAGGCAGAAUUGAAUUGCAUUCAUGCUGCAGGAUUGUUGACUUGUUUUUUCUUCAGGUGGAAAAGUGAGUCUUUCUAGUCAGCAGCUGACCUUUUAGGGCCUUGAGAAUUUAAAGAGCCACUUCAGUGAGGGAUCAAGCAUGGAAACCAGGGAGGAAAAGAGGUGGGGGAAGGGAGCCAAACCCGAGCGGAGGUAUAUUUUAAGCUCACUGCUAAGCGCAAAGCGUCUCACCACUGCAUUUCAAUGGUAGGUUCUUGUACUUUUUACAGAGCUCCUUUUUUUUCCCUUCUUUCCGAAACGGUUUUUGAAGGAUGACAAAAUCACGAGUGCCCGUGCAAAUGACACUCAACCGUUGUCCUCAGAUCAGUGGAAUUUUUUUUACAUGGUGUACAUAAAAUAAAAUAUACAAACAAUCA